UGCUGGAAAGUUGAACCUGUUUUUCUCUCAGUAGAUGAGGUAACCAGAGUUCCUGCUGAUGUCCUGUGUGAGGCAGAGCGGCAGAUGUCUGCGCUCCGUCUGUCAAUCUUCAAACUCCUUCAGCCUACACUGAAGUGUGAAAUUGGUAAGCAGGAAACACCCGUGUUUGCCCUCCCUCUCCUUCUACGCUCAGACAAGUGGGCUCAAGAGCUUUUCCAGCAUACUGUCCAUUGGGAAUUUAAGUGCACUUCUUGUAGUUAUACUCUAAAUGACAGUGUUGAGAAGUCUCUUACAACGUUCACUCAGAUUCUGAAUGACUGGCACCCACUAAAAGCCAUCCACCGCACUCAGUGCAGUAACUGCAACCGUAGAAACCAGAGGAGGAAAAUGGUGCUUGAAAAGCUGUCCUCUGUGUUUGCACUGCACUUUGUGGAGGGCUUGCCCAGGAAAGACCUCUCUAAAUACUCGUUCGAGUUCCAGGGCGCACGCUACAAUGUUAGCACCGUUAUCCAGUACAAUAAGCGUCUAAAGCACUUUGCCACUUGGAUCCGCCAGAGCAAUGGGUCAUGGCUGGAACUCGAUGAUUUGAAAUACCCUCACAGCAUCACCCACAAGAGGUUUUCAUUUCCUGCCAAAGAAAUUCACAUUGUCUUCUGGGAAUCAGACUCCACUAAAGAUGAAGUUUCAGAAGUUUGCUCACCGACAGCUCCCUCGGCACUCACGAAUGUCGAUGAUAAGCACCCGCGCAAACUGUCAGACUCUGUGGCCAAUGACACGUGUGUCAUCAGCGCGCUCACCUUGGGAGACUCGAUUACUGCCGGCGCUCUGGAUACAUCCAUCGGCAGCACCACUUUACUGGACACCUUUGAGGGUCUGUCACAUACAGACAUUGUGACCCUCACUCUGGUUGAUGAGAACAAAGCCACUGAGGCUCUUCAGAUUCCCCAGAGCCCAGCCGUCGUCCCGGCCGCUCUCCCCAGUCUUCCUGUCGCAUCUAGUUCAUCUUGUAUCUCCAAGUCCGUUUGUCAACCUUCAAACGCUCCAAAACCCCAAAGUUCUGGUUUGACGGAAGGAUGUUCGGUUUCCAAUCCAGUUGUGCUGAGACCGUCAGUGGCUACACAAGUACAUGCACCGUCACCGCUUGCGUCCUCAUUACUUCAACGCCAUCCUUCCUUCCAGUCGACACCAAUAAGACGUCCUCCUCCUGCUCCAAAACCCAUUCUGAAAUGUGACAACGAAGCUCUGCCAGCAAAGCCAGCUGACAUGUUUGGUGGCUUCAUAAGCAUGAAAUUGCCAAAUUCAAGUGGCGUGAAUCCUGCUGUAGAGCCUCAACACAAACCAAUCACCCUUCCGUCGGUUAAGAAAAAUCCAAGCCUUUUGGCAGACCAGCAGCCUAUUACCACUACAGAAUCCCUCAGACUGAAGCUACUGAAAAAGCUCAAGGCUAAGAAAAAGAAACUGGCCAAAUUAAACCAGCUUUUGGGAAGUGCAGGAGAAUCUGCACCGAAACCGGACAGCACGGCUCUUUCGUCGCCCUACUCUGUCACCUCUAGUACGUCGGCGUACGACAGUCCAGCAUAUGACCAGUUCUUCGCUGAGCUUUUGUCUCCUGCAACGACCGUCAGUAACCUCUCACCUGACAGCACGGGGCUCCUAGAGAUGUUGAACAACGGCCAGAAUGUGGAAAAGACCGUUGGAAGCGCACAGCAAAAUCCUUGUGUAGCAACUGUGGUUCCAGAAGCAACUUUAACCUACCCUUCCUCUCCUAAUGACUCUGUAUUGAAUCUUGAUGAAUACAUACAAUCAGGGAUGGACCAGACUGCGAUUGAGAACACCGAUUUUAAUGGCUUAGAUAUAUUUUUCUGAUCAUGAAUAGCUUUUAGAUUUUACAAAAUUAAAAUUUGGUCUGAUGUCAAAACAAGUUGUUCCUGAGAACUCUUCUUUGUAGUUUCAUAUUGGGAAUGCAAGACUUUUGUUAGGAAAGCCUGUGGUACAUCAUCAGUUAAAUGAAUCCAGAGUUCAUAUUUUGUCUGAUAUACUUGAAUAAAGAAUAUUAAAGGG
Molecule: messenger RNA, 2061 nt
Organism: Sinocyclocheilus anshuiensis
Lineage: Eukaryota; Metazoa; Chordata; Actinopteri; Cypriniformes; Cyprinidae
Product: SUMO-specific isopeptidase USPL1-like
Exons: 5
Coding region: 85-1866 (593 amino acids)
Biological process (GO): protein desumoylation; Cajal body organization
Cellular component (GO): Cajal body
Molecular function (GO): SUMO binding
Source: RefSeq, a predicted model, not a curated record